CCUAUAGCAAGGGUACAGUCUUUCCAAUAGCAUCUCCAUGCCGGAGUGCCAACUAAACACCCGCCGUUCUCCCCGGCCCCCAUCUCGAAUCACUCGCAGGAAAAGAUGCGCUGGUGGGUUAUACUUAGGUAACAAAUCACAAGACGGGGGAAACGAAGAAUAAAGAAAAAGAAACAAAAAAACGCCCAUCCAAACAGACUAAUGAGACGUGAACAAGUGGUCCCAAAAACGCCGUGUAACAGUGGUAGAAGCUCAAACAUAUAUCAACCUUCUACUAACUCGUCUUUUUUGGUAUCGUUCGUAGGCCACUAAUGAUGAUUUCCACCUUUCCCCCCCAAUGCGCUGGUAGUCGUGGCUGGCCCGGUGCCUCACUUCACUUGCCACAAGGCGGAAAAAGAAAAGAAAACUGUCCAAUCAUGAGUGCUAGCAUGUCACAAGAAAGUGGUCAGUCAAAUCUUCAGAGACGCAGUGUAAUAUGUCCCACCAGCCCCCUGAGAUCCACAAAAUAUGACUCCAAUGUUUGCUGUUCCAGCUCUCGCUUUGUGUGCCAUUAUAUACAACAAGGCCGAAGGAGACAGAGCAUAUGGAAUCGUGUUCAAGGGGCUCGGACUUUGUUAAUCAUUGAUAAUACGAGAGUGGCCUCGCCCAACAAUCUGAUGUUCGUAACCUAG
Molecule: messenger RNA, 671 nt
Organism: Periconia digitata
Lineage: Eukaryota; Fungi; Ascomycota; Dothideomycetes; Pleosporales; Periconiaceae
Source: the annotation of a GenBank genome assembly